Molecule: messenger RNA, 969 nt
Organism: Strongyloides ratti
Lineage: Eukaryota; Metazoa; Nematoda; Chromadorea; Rhabditida; Strongyloididae
Exons: 3
Coding region: 1-969 (322 amino acids)
Source: RefSeq, a predicted model, not a curated record
AUGAUAUUUCUGGGAAAAUUGAACAUUAACAAGAUCAUUUUUUUGAUCAUUUUUGUAAUUAACACUUUAAUUGAAAUUGGUUAUUGUAGAUCUAAAUCAUGUAAUCAUCAAGAUAUUUGGCUUAUUCCAGGAAAAGCAGAUUCAUAUUGUACAAGACCUGGAGCAAAAAAAUUAAUUGAAAUUGAUACAAAACAUGUUCAUAUUUCUCCUGCUGUUGUAAGAUUUCCUGGAUGUUUUACUGUUGAAAUUAAAAAUAUCAAAGUACUUGACAAUCAACGUUAUCUCGGUCACUCAUUUUUUGCUAAAACUGAAUAUCAAUGGUUGAAUGUAAGAGAAUUUGGUAAUUUAAAAUGUCAAAAUGCUUCAAAUAAUGGUUGUGAUGGUUAUGGUAAUAAUUGUUAUUAUUGUGAUGUAUGUGAAAGUCUCCAAGAAUUAGAUAAAAAUGGAAAUAAAAAACAAUCACAAUUAUCAGAACAAUUAAAAGGUUUAAAUUGUCCCCAAACUCCUGGUUAUUACACAUUUAGAAAAGAAUUUUGUUUUAAUGAUUGGUCAGCAUUUGAUGCUGAUGGUGAUUGUCAGAUGGAUUUUAUGCAAAAUGAUAAAUCAGACUACAAAUCAGUAUUGUCGUCACUUCAACAAAUCGGUUAUGGAACUGUUGUCGCAAAAAUAAAACUUGCUCUUAACGCUACUUAUGAUAUUGCUGAAAAGAAAGCUAUCAAAGAAGCUCAAAUCGAAAAGACAGUAUUAAAAGAACUUGAAGAAAGAAAAAGAAAUUGGGAUGUAAAUAAGGGACAAUUUGAAAAAUUUCAACAAUGGUAUAUUAAUUAUAGAAAAAAUGUAUGGCAUAAGGAUGAAUAUUUACCAUGGUUAUUAUAUGAAAAUGAAAUGUCUUGUUUAAGAUUAACAUUUGAUGUCUGUGAACGUAUUCCUAAAAAAAGACCUUUUGGAAAUGGAUAUUUGUGCGAGUAA